CAAAAAUAGACUGAAUUCUCAGUGCUGAAUUAACGAAUUUUUUGUGCUGUGUGUGGAUAUUUUGAAUGUUAAAAACUACAAAAAGGUAAAAUAAGCCCCCAAAAUGGCUGAAGCCGAAGGGGGAUCCGAACAAGAUGAUGUUUCAUUCUUACGGACGGAAGACAUGGUAUGUCUUUCCUGCACUGCAACAGGAGAACGUGUUUGUUUAGCAGCAGAGGGCUUCGGCAACAGACACUGCUUCUUGGAAAAUAUAGCCGACAAGAAUAUACCCCCUGAUCUCUCGCAAUGUGUAUUUGUCAUUGAACAAGCAUUGUCUGUCCGUGCCUUGCAGGAAUUGGUAACAGCAGCUGGCAGCGAAACUGGCCAGGAGAAUUUAGGCAAGGGUACGGGUUCUGGACAUAGGACAUUGUUGUACGGCAAUGCCAUCCUUCUUAGACAUCAGAAUAGUGACAUGUACUUGGCUUGUCUUUCAACAAGCUCAAGUAACGACAAACUUGCCUUCGAUGUGGGUUUACAAGAUCACAGUCACGGUGAAGCUUGCUGGUGGACAGUGCAUCCUGCCAGCAAACAGAGGUCCGAGGGUGAGAAAGUCAGAGUCGGUGACGAUUUGAUUUUGGUGUCCGUCGCUACCGAAAGAUAUCUGCACACCACAAAAGAGAAUGAAAUAUCAAUCGUCAACGCCAGUUUUCACGUCACUCACUGGUCCGUGCAACCUUACGGCACCGGUAUAUCCAGGAUGAAGUACGUCGGUUACGUUUUUGGCGGAGACGUACUACGUUUCUUCCACGGCGGUGAUGAAUGUUUAACGAUUCCCUCGACGUGGGACGUGGAAGCCACGCAUAACAUCGUGGUGUACGAAGGCGGCAGCGUUAUGUCGCAAGCUAGGUCUCUGUGGAGGUUGGAGUUGGCUCGUACUAAAUGGGCCGGGGGGUUCAUCAACUGGCAUCACCCCAUGAGAAUUAGGCACCUUACGACCGGUCGGUACUUGGCCGUCAACGAGAAUAAUGAGCUGUACCUUGUUAGCAGGGAGGAAGCCAACACUGCUACGACAGCGUUCUGCUUGCGUCAAGAGAAAGACGACCAGAAGGUCACGCUAGAAGACAAAGACUUGGAAAUUAUAGGUGCUCCGAUUAUCAAAUAUGGCGAUUCGACUGUUAUUGUUCAACACUCAGAGUCUGGUCUCUGGUUAUCGUAUAAAGCAUAUGAAACUAAGAAGAAGGGCGUUGGCAAAGUCGAAGAGAAACAGGCCGUUCUCCAUGAAGAAGGCAAAAUGGAUGACGGAUUAGACUUCAGUAGGAGUCAAGAAGAGGAAUCGAGGACUGCUAGGGUUAUUCGUAAAUGUAGCUCGCUUUUCACGCCAUUUAUUAACGGCCUGGAACAAUUGCAAACGAAUAGAAGACACUCGAUGUUCUUCCACAUGGUCAAUCUCAAUGAAAUGGUAAUGUGCCUGGAAGAUUUAAUAAAUUAUUUCGCCCAACCCGAUGACGAUAUGGAGCACGAAGAGAAACAGAACAGACUGAGGGCUUUGAGAAACAGGCAAGAUCUGUUCCAAGAGGAGGGCAUCCUCAACUUAAUUUUAGAGGCCAUCGAUAAAAUAAAUGUUAUAACUUCCCAAGGAUUUUUGGCGGGUCUAGCUGGCGAUCAAAGCUGGGAGAUGAUCGGGGGAUACCUUUACCAGUUAUUAGCUGCCAUAAUCAAAGGGAACCAUACGAAUUGCGCCCAGUUCGCCAAUUCGAAUCGGUUGAAUUGGCUGUUUUCUAGACUAGGGUCUCAAGCUUCCAGCGAGGGUACGGGAAUGUUAGACGUACUGCACUGUGUGCUUAUAGACUCUCCCGAAGCGUUGAACAUGAUGAGGGACGAGCAUAUCAAAGUAAUCAUUUCUCUGCUCGAGAAACACGGGAGGGACCCUAAAGUCCUCGACGUGUUGUGCUCGCUCUGCGUUGGUAACGGAGUGGCCGUGCGAAGCUCCCAAAACAACAUCUGCGAUUUUCUCCUACCGGGCAAGAACUUGUUGUUCCAAACGCAGCUCGUCGACCACGUCGCGAGCGUCCGCCCGAACAUAUUCGUAGGUAGAGUAGAAGGCAGCGCAAUUUAUCAGAAGUGGUAUUUUGAGGUUACCGUAGAUCACUUAGAACAAACGACUCACAUGAUGCCACAUCUAAGAAUUGGAUGGGCGAAUUCUAAAGGGUACGUGCCUCAUCCCGGCGGGGGCGAAAAGUGGGGGGGGAACGGAGUUGGCGACGACUUGUAUUCUUAUGGGUUCGAUGGUGCAUAUCUUUGGACCGGUGGUAGAAACACAAGAGUUGUAAGAGACAAUUCAGAGCCUUUCAUACGAAAAGCUGACGUAAUAGGUUGCGCCUUAGAUUUAACGAUACCCAUAAUAACGUUUACCUUUAACGGAGUGCCAAUUCGAGGGAGCUUCCGAAAUUUUAACCUGGAUGGUAUGUUCUUCCCCGUGAUCAGCUGUUCUUCCAAAUUAAGUUGUCGUUUCUUGUUGGGUGGCGACCACGGCAAAUUAAAGUACUUGCCUCCGGAAGAUUUUUCUCCCCUCGUGGAAAGUCUUUUACCGCAACAGAUACUGAUGUUGGAACCGUGUUUCUACUUCGGGAAUAUGGGGAAGAACGUGAUUGCCGGCCCGUUAUUCGUGGAGGACGACACGGCGUUCGUUCCGAAUCCCGUCGAUACGUCCAUGGUAGGCUUGGCGACCUACGUCGAGUCUAUCAGAGACAAACUAGCCGAGAACAUUCACGAAAUGUGGGCCAUGAACAAAAUCGAGGCGGGCUGGCAAUGGGGCGACUACAGGGACGACUUGAGGCACAUUCAUCCCUGCCUCGUGCCGUUUGAUAAGUUACCGGCGGCCGAGAAGAAGUACGACUCUCAACUGGCGGUGCAGACCUUAAAGACAAUUCUAGCUUUAGGGUAUUACAUAACGAUGGACAGGCCUCCGUCUCGGAUCAAAACCAUCCGUUUGCCGAACGAGCCUUUCAUGCAGGCAAACGGCUACAAACCCGCUCCUCUAGAUUUAAGCGCAAUUACGCUGACUGCGAAAUUAGAAGAAUUAGUGGAUCAACUAGCGGAAAACACCCAUAACCUUUGGGCUAAAGAAAGAAUUCAACAGGGUUGGACGUACGGAUUAAAUGAAGACCCCGACAUGUUCAGGAGCCCCCAUCUAGUUCCUUACGGCAAAGUAGACGAUGCGAUUAAAAAGGCCAACAGGGAUACGGCCUCGGAAACCGUGAGAACGCUUCUCGUUUACGGGUACAACCUUGAUCCUCCCACUGGGGAGCAGCAAGAGGCCUUACUAGCCGAAGCCAGUAGACUGAGGCAUUCUUUGUUCAGAACCUACCGAGCAGAGAAAAACUACGCCGUAAGCUCCGGGAAGUGGUACUUCGAGUUUGAGAUCUUGACGACCGGGCCGAUGAGGGUUGGGUGGGCCAAGGCUGAUUGUGCGCCUGGGCGUAUGCUGGGGUCCGACGAAAAUACAUGGGCUUUUGACGGAUAUAACGAAGAGAAAGUAUACAGUAAUUCUGCGGAAUCGUUUGGAAAGCAAUGGCAAGUUGGUGACGUGGUCGGUGUGUUCCUCGAUCUUAUUGAUCACACAAUAAGUUUUUCUCUAAACGGCGAACUUUUAAUGGACGCUCUGGGGGGAGAAACCACUUUUGCUGACGUGCAAGGCGAUAACUUUGUACCGGCUUUUACCCUAGGAGUAGGUCAAAAGGCGAAGCUCUGUUUCGGACAGGACGUUACUCAACUCAAAUACUUUACGAUGUGUGGGUUGCAGGAGGGCUACGAGCCGUUUUGCGUCAAUAUGAACCGAGCGGUGACUUACUGGUACACGAAGGAUCAACCGAUAUUCGAAAAUACGGACGAUUUGCAGGAUGGGAAAAUCGACGUUACCAGGAUAUUGGCGGGUUCCGACAGCCCGCCUUGCCUUAAGAUCAGCCACAAUACCUUCGAAACUAUGGAAAAAGCCAACUGGGAAUUCUUGAGACUGAGCUUACCGGUUAUUUGCCACUCGUCGUUUAUAACCGAGGAGGAAAAAAUGAGAAGGUGGAAUGAGAUCAAGAUCAGGCAGCACCGACUUAAAGUGGAGGCGGAUCAGCAAGGCCCGCCGGCGCACAUAGAAAAUAUAAUGAAGAGCGGCUUUUCCAUGAGCGACAUUAAGGGUCUACAUCGGAAUUACUCCGAGGAUGCCGUCGAGUCGGACGAGGUUAUGAAGCAACAACAGCAGCAAAUGCCGAAAUCCAUAAGGAACUUACCCUCCCGUCCUCCAAGGAAAGGUUCUUUGUCGAGAGCGGUCAACGGGUAUGAAGAAAAUGGAUUAACUGUGAACUUUGGCAGAGGGGUUCAUCGGUCGAGCAGCGAACUGGACAUUAAUAGAUAUCACGACAUCGCACCCACACAUCAAGAGAAAGCCGAUGACAAAAAGAAGAGAGGAAGGUCUCCGUUUAGAUUUUUCUCGAAGAAAAAUCGCGAUACGUCGAGCGGCGACAGACUGAAAGGUAAGAAAGCGAAAACUCCUGAAGUCACCAGUCGAAUAGCCGGAAUUAGUCCCCAAGCUAGAUCUGUGGGAUUAUCGAAUACGAUGUUACAGCGUACUCCUACCGUGAAACAGUCUCAGAACGAUAUCCCCCAAACGGGACCGGAGCGUCAACAGAAACAACUGACUAUCGCCACACCUUCCGACGUGGAGGCCAUAGGAAAUGAAAUAUACGACGCCGAGUGCCUUAAAUUGAUCAACGAGUAUUUUUACGGCGUUAGAGUGUUUCCGGGUCAAGACCCCACCCAUAUUUAUGUGGGCUGGGUAACGACGCAGUACCACCUGCACAGCAAGGAUUUCAACCAAAACCAAGUCCUCAAAUCGUCGGUGAUGAUCGCCGACGAAUACGACCGCAUCGUGGACUGCGUCGAUCGUCAAUCUUGUUAUAUGGUCAGAGCCGACGAACUAUACAAUCAAGUGUCUCAGGACGCUUCUGGUAAGGGAGCGUCCCAGGGUAUGUUCAUCGGGUGCUUCUUGGACGCGGCCACUGGCAUUAUAACGUACACGUGCGACGGCAAGCCCACGUCUCACAGAUUUAAGAUGGAGCCGGAAACGAAGCUGUUUCCCGCUAUAUUCGUCGAGGCGACCAGCAAGGAAAUACUUCAGAUAGAGCUGGGCAGGACUUCUACGAGUCUUCCGUUGUCGGCAGCCGUUUUACAGAACAGCGCCCGGCACGUGAUUCCCCAGUUCCCGCCAAGGCUUAAGGUGCAAUGUCUUAAGCCGCAUCAGUGGGCGAGGGUGCCCAACCAAAGCUUGCAAGUGCACGCCCUGAAGCUGUCCGACAUCCGCGGUUGGUCGAUGCUCUGCGAAGACCCCAUUUCCAUGCUCGCGCUCCACAUCCCCGAGGAGGAUCGUUGCAUAGACAUACUGGAGCUCAUAGAGAUGGACAAAUUGUUGAGUUUCCACGCUCACACUCUUACGUUAUACGCUGCGCUGUGCUACCAGAGUAAUUACAAGGCGGCGCACGUCCUGUGCAAGCACGUCGAUCAGAAACAGUUGCUCUACGCUAUAAAAUCGGAGUAUAUGAGCGGACCGUUGCGGCAAGGUUUCUACGAUUUGCUUAUCGCGGUCCAUUUGGAAUCCACGGCGACAACCAUGGAGGUCUGUAAAAACGAGUACAUCAUUCCGAUAAGUCAGGAAUUGAAAGAUUUGUACGACGAUCUGGAGAUGGGACACAGCUUGAGGAGGCUUAAAAUGGAGUCGGUGCAGCCGCAAAUGAAAACGUCGGAAAUAACGGAAAACAUAGAGAAUAUAAAAAAUUUGUAUUCUCCACAUUUUCCGCUAGAUGUGGUGCGCGAUUAUGUCAUGAUGGCCUUGGCCGAAUCCGUUGAGAUUAACCAGGUUCACAACCGAGACCCCGUCGGAGGAUCCAAUGAAAAUUUGUUUUUGCCUCUCCUGAAACUUGUGGAUCGGUUACUGCUCGUGGGAAUGUUAAGCGACGAAGACGUAGACAAACUACUGAUAAUGGUGUGUCCGGAAACCUGGGACCCGUCCUUCGAGAAGGACGGCAAGGACGAGCACCGCAAAGGCCUGCUUUCUAUGAAGAUGGCCGAGGGAGCCAAACUGCAGAUGUGCUACUUGCUCCAGCACCUGUGCGACGUUCAGCUACGCCACAGGGUGGAAUCUAUAAUAGCCUUCAGUCACGAUUUCGUCGCAGAUCUACAGACCGAUCAGUUGAGGCGUUACAUUGAGAUCAAACAGUCCGAUCUGCCGUCGGCGGUGGCGGCGAAGAAAACCAAAGAGUUUAGGUGCCCGCCCAGAGAACAGAUGAAUGCCAUUUUGUGUAAGUUCAAACGAAUAGCAGGCUUCAAAAAUUUAGAGGAGGAGGAGAAAGAAAACUGCCCGUUGGGCGAAGACCUAUGCGACCGGAUGAACAUCUUCCAUGGCAGAUUGAUGACCCACGUUUCCUUGCAGGCCUUGCUGGCCCCCCAAGAAGAAGAAAAUCCCGAUGACCUGAUGAAACCGGGUCCGAUUAAAAAACUAUUCAAUUUCAUAAAUGCCGUAAAGGAACUCGAAGAAGAGCCCAAAGAGGAACCCGAACCCGAAAAGAAAUCGCCGGAGGAAAACUUCCGGAAGGUCCUAAUCGACACUAUAGUCAGAUGGGCCAAGGAAACCCAAAUAGAAACUUCUAAACUCGUUCAAGAAAUGUUUAGUUUACUGGUAAGGCAGUACGAUUCGGUCGGAGAACUGAUAAGGGCCCUGGAGAAGACUUACAUCAUUAACGCUAAGACCAAGAACGACGUAGCGGAAAUGUGGGUCGGUUUAAGCCAGAUCAGAGCUCUCCUUCCAGUACAGAUGUCCCAAGAAGAAGAGGAACUAAUGAGAGAGAGGCUGUGGAAGCUGGUGAACAACCACACUUUCUUCCAGCACCCCGACCUGAUCCGAGUCCUACGCAUCCACGAGAACGUCAUGGCGGUGAUGAUUAACACUUUGGGCAGAAGGUCCCAAGCGCAGUCUGAUGCCAGCACCGUGCAGGCCAACGAGGGGGAUAUCGUUCUGAAAGAAAAGGAUACGUCUCACGAAAUGGUUGUGGCGUGUUGCCGGUUCCUGUGUUACUUCUGCAGGACCGGUAGACAGAACCAGAAAGCGAUGUUCGAGCAUUUCGACUUCCUUUUAGACAACAGCAAUAUCUUGUUGUCGAGGCCGAGUCUUAGAGGUUCGACGCCAUUAGACGUGUCGUACUCGUCGCUUAUGGAGAACACAGAAUUGGCCCUUGCUCUUAGGGAGCACUAUCUGGAGAAAAUCGCGAUAUAUUUGUCUCGCUGCGGGCUCCAGUCGAAUUCUGAGUUGGUGGAGAAAGGUUAUCCGGAUCUGGGGUGGGAUCCUGUGGAAGGCGAGAGAUAUUUGGAUUUCCUAAGGUUCUGCGUGUGGGUAAACGGUGAGAGUGUCGAGGAGAACGCUAACUUGGUCAUCAGGCUCUUGAUUCGUAGGCCGGAAUGUCUGGGUCCGGCACUGAGAGGAGAGGGCGAGGGUCUGCUGCGGGCUAUAGUUGAUGCCAAUAAGAUGUCGGAAAGAAUCGCAGACAGAAGAAAGAUGAUGGACGAAGCCGAAGGCACGGUCGUAAACUGCGCUCAAUUUACCCAUCCUCUGCCGGAAAGCGAGGACGAUGAGGAUUACAUCGAUACCGGAGCGGCUAUUUUAAAUUUCUAUUGCACGCUGGUCGACCUCCUCGGAAGGUGUGCGCCGGAUGCCGCCGUUAUUGCUUUAGGUAAAAACGAGUCGCUUCGCGCAAGGGCCAUUUUAAGAUCAUUGGUGCCACUGGAAGACUUACAAGGCGUUUUAAGUUUACGGUUUACCUUGCAUAACCCGGCCGCAGGCGAGGAGAGACCAAAAUCCGACAUGCCUUCCGGAUUAAUACCUGGACAUAAACAAUCGGUGGUACUUUUCUUGGAACGAGUCUACGGUAUUGAGACGCAAGAAUUAUUCUUCAGGCUUCUAGAAGAGGCUUUCCUGCCGGAUUUGAGGUGUGCUACGAUGCUGGAUAGGAACGACGGAAGCGAAUCGGACAUGGCACUGAGCAUGAACCGCUACAUCGGCAACUCCAUACUCCCCCUAUUAAUUAAACACAGCAAGUUCUACAGCGAAGCGGAAAAUUACGCCUCUCUAUUAGACGCCACUUUGCAUACCGUCUACAGGCUCUCCAAGAACCGCAUGCUCACUAAAGGUCAGAGAGAGGCGGUUUCGGAUUUCUUAGUCGCGUUGACCAGCCAACUUCAGCCGGCUAUGCUCUUGAAGUUAUUGCGAAAGCUCACCGUCGACGUUUCUAAUCUUUCGGAAUACACGACCGUAGCUUUGAGGUUGUUAACGUUGCAUUACGAGAGGUGCGCGAAAUAUUACGGGUCUAGUACGGGCCAAGGGAUCUACGGUUCGUCCAGCGACGAAGAGAAGAGACUGACUAUGAUGCUGUUCUCUAAUAUCUUCGAUUCUUUAAGUAAGAUGGAUUACGAUCCCGAGCUUUUCGGUAAGGCUCUCCCCUGUUUGACGGCUAUCGGUUGCGCCCUACCGCCCGAUUAUUCGUUGUCUAAGAAUUACGACGACGAAUGGUAUUCAAAUAAGUCGUCCAAAACCGGUCCCGACGGUCCUUACAAUCCGCAACCGAUUAAUACUUCCUCCGUGGUACUUAACAAUGACCUGAAUAAUAUCGUGCAACAGUUUUCCGAACACUACCACGAUGCUUGGGCAUCUCGGAAGUUAGAAAACAGUUGGCAGUACGGAGAGUCUUACUCCGGUUGGGACGGCAAUAAGACACAUCCGCGUUUGAAGCCAUACGCGAUGCUAAACGAUUACGAAAAGGAGAGGUACAAGGAACCGGUGCGGGAGUCCCUAAAGGCUCUCCUCGCGAUCGGCUGGUCGGUUGAACACACGGAAGUGGACUUGCCCUCGAACAGCAGGAACUCGGUGUUGCGCCAGUCCGGGGAGGGGACGUCCGCUUUCAAUUACAACCCCCACCCUGUCGACAUGACCAACUUGACUUUGUCCAGAGAAAUGCAGAACAUGGCCGAGCGGCUGGCGGAGAACGCCCAUGACAUCUGGGCCAGGAAAAAGAAGGAGGAGCUUAACACUUGCGGUGGGGGGAUUCACCCGCAGCUCGUGCCGUACGACUUGCUCACCGAUAAGGAAAAGAAGAAAGAUCGUGAAAGAUCGCAGGAGUUCUUGAAGUACUUGCAGUACCAAGGUUAUAAAUUGCACAGGCCAAACCGUGGCGGGCAACAAGAGACGGAGCAGUCCACCGCCGGUCCUUCCGUAGAACUGAGGUUCGCCUACAGCCUGUUAGAAAAGCUGAUCCAGUACCUGGACCGCGCUUCCAUUAACAUGAAACUGCUGAAACCUUCACAAAUUUUCAGCAGGAGGAGCUCGUACAAAACGUCGUCUCGUGACAUUAAGUUUUUCUCGAAAGUCGUCCUGCCUCUGAUGGAGAAAUAUUUCUCCACGCACCGAAACUAUUUCAUAGCCAUCGCUACGGCCACAAACAACGUAGGAGCCGCCAGUCUAAAGGAGAAGGAGAUGGUUGCCUCUCUUUUCUGCAAACUGGCGAGUCUGUUGAGGUCUCGCUUGGCAGCCUUCGGGGCCGACGUGAGGAUAACCGUCCGGUGUCUGCAGGUUCUAGUUAAGGGCGUAGACGCCAAGUCGUUGGUGAAGAAUUGCCCGGAAUUUAUCCGGACGUCUAUGUUGACGUUCUUUAACAACACGGCCGAUGAUUUGGCUCACACGAUUAUCAAUCUGCAAGAGGGAAAGUACAGCCAUCUAAGAGGAACUCAUCUGAAAACUUCCACCUCGUUAUUCUAUGUCAACGCCGUGGUACUUCCAGUCCUUACGUCGUUAUUCGACCACUUGGCAAAUUGCGAAUACGGCAGCGACCUGCUGUUGGACGAAAUUCAGGUGGCGUCGUAUAAAAUACUACAAGCUCUGUACAUUCUGGGAACGGACCCCAAUUUAACGCACGAUCGUAAAUACUUGAAGACCGAGAUGGAGAAAUACAAACCCACUCUAGGAUCGUCUUUGGGAGCCUUUAGUUCAACGUUUCCGGUCGCUUUUCUCGAGCCGCAUUUGAACAAGAACAAUCAGUUUUCGCUCUUGAAUCGCAUAGCGGACCACUCAUUGGAAGCGCAGGAUAUAAUGGCAAGAAUGGAGAACUCCAUGCCAACUCUGGACACCAUCCUCUCGGAGGUGGACCAGUUCGUCGAAAGCGAGAAAACCUACGCGGACGCCCCACACGUCAUCGACGUUAUUAUGCCCAUGCUGUGCUCCUAUUUGCCGUUUUGGUGGUCGCAGGGACCCGAUAACGUCAGUCCCACAGGCGGAACUCUCGUUUCGAUGGUAACUGCGGAACAUAUGAACCAGUUAUUGAAAAACGUGCUCAAACUGAUCAAGAAAAAUAUCGGUAACGAGAACGCGCCUUGGAUGACCCGGAUCGCCGCGUACACCCAACAGAUUAUCAUCAACAGCAGCGAGGAGUUACUCAAGGAUCCGUUCCUCCCUCUAGCGGAGAGGGUUAAGAAAAGAACCGAGGCCAUGUUCCACAAGGAGGAGAGCUUGAGGGGAUUCAUCAAGAGUUCAACGGACGAUACGUCACAAAUCGAAACGCAAAUCCAGGAAGACUGGCACCUCUUGGUCAGGGACAUCUACUCGUUUUAUCCGCUGUUAAUAAAAUACGUCGACCUGCAAAGGAAUCACUGGUUAAGGCACAACGUUGCCGAAGCCGAAGACUUAUACAAUCACGUAGCGGAAAUUUUCAACAUCUGGUCCAAGUCGCAGUACUUCCUAAGGGAGGAGCAGAACUUCAUUUCCGCGAACGAAAUUGAUAACAUGGUGCUGAUUAUGCCCACGGCUACCAGGAGGACGGUGGUGCCCGACGGGACGCAACCUACCGUUGGAAAGAAAAAGAAAAAGCACCGUGACAAGAAACGGGACAAAGACAAGGAGAUACAAGCGUCUCUCAUGGUCGCCUGUCUGAAACGUCUCUUGCCGGUGGGAUUGAAUCUGUUCGCGGGUCGCGAGCAGGAACUCGUUCAGCACUGCAAAGAUCGCUUCCUGAAGAAAAUGCCGGAAUACGACAUUAUCGACUUUGCCAAGAACCAGUUGACGCUUCCCGACAAGAUCGAUCCAGCGGACGAAAUGUCUUGGCAACAUUACUUGUACAGUCAACUCGGCAGCAAAAAGACGGUGUCGAUCACUGCCGUUGACAAUAACGGCAAAAAUCAAUUGGAAGAGACCGUCGACAGGAUUGUGGCGAUGAGCAAAGUCUUGUACGGGCUUCACAUGAUCGAUCACCCGCAACAACAGCAGAAAGGUGUUUACCGGAGCAUGGUUUCCACCCAAAGGAAGCGUGCAGUACUUUCUUGCUUCCGACAAGCUUCUUUGCACAGUUUGCCAAGGCAUCGCGCCAUAAACAUAUUCAUCCGUACCUACCGCGACUUCUGGUUGCAAGACGAGAACGUCGGGCAAGAAGUGAUGAUCGAAGAUCUCACCCAGAGCUUUGAGGACUCCGAAUUGAAGAAGAACGAGGGGGAAGAGGAAGAAGGGAAGCCGGAUCCCCUCACGCAACUUGUUACCACCUUCUGCAGGGGUGCCAUGACUGAGAGGUCCGGAGCUUUGCAGGAGGAUCCGUUGUAUAUGGGUUACGCGGAAAUAAUCGCCAAGUCCUGUGGAGAGGAAGAGGAAGAGGGGGAGGAAGAAGGCGAUGGGGGGGAGGGCGAAGAAGGCGGAUCUUCGAUUCAUGAGCAAGAAAUGGAGAAACAGAAGUUGCUCUUCAACCAGGCCCGCCUAGCCACAAGGGGGGUGGCGGAAAUGGUGCUGCUGCACAUUUCCGCUUGUAAAGGCGUCCCGUCCGAGAUGGUUAUGAAAACCCUCGAACUAGGCAUCUCGAUUCUACGUGGCGGUAACUUCGACAUACAGAUGGGCAUGUUGAAUCACCUGAAGGAGAAGAAAGACGUCGGCUUCUUCACCAGCAUCGCCGGUUUGAUGAACAGCUGCAGCGUGCUGGAUCUUGACGCUUUUGAGAGGAAUACUAAGGCCGAAGGCCUUGGAGUAGGAUCUGAGGGUGCCGCCGGAGAAAAGAACAUGCACGACGCAGAGUUCACGUGUGCCCUAUUCCGAUUUAUCCAGUUGACGUGCGAAGGUCACAAUCUAGAAUGGCAAAAUUAUUUACGUACUCAGGCGGGUAACACAACGACAGUCAACGUCGUCAUAUGCACCGUGGAUUACCUGUUGAGGCUCCAAGAGUCCAUAAUGGACUUUUACUGGCACUAUUCCAGCAAAGAACUGAUAGACCCCGCUGGCAAAGCCAACUUUUUCAAGGCGAUCGGUGUGGCGAGUCAAGUCUUCAACACCCUUACAGAGGUCAUUCAAGGCCCUUGCACCCUCAAUCAACAGGCCUUGGCACAUUCCAGGUUGUGGGACGCGGUAGGAGGUUUCCUCUUCCUCUUUUCUCACAUGCAAGACAAACUCUCGAAACACUCCAGCCAGGUGGACCUGCUCAAGGAGCUGCUCAACCUCCAGAAGGACAUGAUCACCAUGAUGCUGUCCAUGCUCGAGGGUAACAUCGUCAACGGCACCAUCGGGAAACAGAUGGUGGACACCCUCGUCGAGAGCGCCGGGAACGUCGAGCUGAUCCUGAAAUACUUCGACAUGUUCUUGAAGCUCAAAGACCUGACCUCCUCGGCUUCCUUCCAGGAAAUCGACCUCAACAGCGACGGUUGGGUGUACCCGAAAGAUUUCAAGGAGAAGAUGGAGCAACAGAAGAGUUAUACGCCGGAAGAAAUAGAAUUCCUGCUGGCUUGUUGCGAGACGAACCACGACGGCAAGCUGGACUACCUCGGUUUCAUCGAUCGCUUCCACGAACCGGCGAAGGAGAUCGGUUUCAACUUAGCCGUGCUCCUGACGAACCUCUCGGAGCACAUGCCGAACGAACCCAGGCUGGCGAGGUUCCUAGAGACCGCCGGAUCGGUAUUAAAUUAUUUCGAGCCGUUCCUGGGACGUAUCGAGAUCAUGGGCGGCAGCAAACGCAUAGAGAGGGUGUACUUUGAGAUCAAGGAGUCGAACAUAGAGCAGUGGGAGAAGCCUCAGAUUAAGGAAUCUAAACGGGCCUUCUUCUAUUCCAUCGUGACGGAGGGUGGCGACAAGGAGAAACUGGAGGCCUUCAUUAAUUUCUGCGAGGACGCCAUCUUUGAAAUGCAACACGCGAGCGGUCUGAUGGCCGUCGAGGAGUCCGGAGGCGGUGGACCUACGCGGGCGACUAGUUACAGUUAUAUAACGGACGAGGAUGAAGAUAGGGCUGCCAAAGAUCCGAUCCGGAGAACUUACAACGCACUGAAAGACGGCAUAUAUUACGGACUGUCCUCUCUAAGUCCGUCCAAUAUUAAGCACAAGAUCGCGGAGAUGCAACAGAUGACCAUCCCCGAGUUGUUCAUCGGUUUCUUCAAGAUGAUAUUUUACGCCUUCUAUUAUUCGGGAUUCGGCGUGGCAGUGGUUAUAAAGUAUAUACUGGGCGUUCUGAUGUCUCUGAUGAGGGGACCCACAGUGGAGGAACCGGUUAUUCAGAUCGCGCACGAGGUGAAAGUUGGACCGAUGAGGGUGUUGCCCUCGCUACCGUCAACGGAGGAGCAGAGUACGCAGAUGCAGGCGUUUGGGUUGGACAUAACGAAGGAGGAUAACGGGCAAUACAAGAUGGCAGCACACGAAUCACCAUCCGGCAGCCAACCUUCGUCGGGCGAUGGCGAGACCACUCCAGAGGAAGCGGGAGAACAUCCGGAAGCAGAAACGCCAGAACAACCGUUAUCAUUGUCCGAUCUCCUUGGUGGCGAACAAGCGAAGAGGGCGCAACAAGAAAAGGUGGAAGCCCAGGCGGCCCAGCAAGCGGCGAUGCAAGCCAUCGAAACGGAAAGCAAACAGGUGCACACCAACGAGCCGUCGGCUAUGUCGCAGAUCAACUUUGCGGCCUACGGCCACCGCGCCGUUUCCUUCCUCGCUCGGAACUUUUACAACUUGAAGUACGUGGCUCUGGUGUUGGCGUUCUGUAUUAAUUUCAUGUUGCUCUUCUAUAAGGUGUCCAACCUGACGGACGACGUUAGCGGCAGCGGUAGCAAAGGUGUGGCGGAUAUCGUGGAAGGUUCGGCCGACGGCGGGAGCGGUUCCGGUUCGGGAAGUUCGGAAGAGGAAGAGGAUCCGUUGGAGCUGGUACACGUGGACGAGGACUUCUACUAUAUGGCGCACGUCAUGAGGUUGGCCGCGUUGCUGCAUUCGAUCGUUUCUCUCGCGAUGCUCAUAGCCUACUACCACCUGAAAGUGCCCCUGGCUAUAUUCAAGAGGGAAAAGGAAAUCGCCAGACGUCUGGAAUUCGAGGGGUUGUACAUCGCGGAGCAGCCCGAGGACGACGACCUGAAAUCGCACUGGGACAAACUGGUUAUAUCUGCGAAGUCGUUCCCGGUGAACUACUGGGAUAAGUUUGUGAAGAAGAAGGUUAGGCAGAAGUAUAGCGAGACCUACGAUUUCGAAUCAAUAAGCAAUCUCUUGGGGAUGGAAAAGACGUCCUUCCAGCAGCAGGAUUCGGACGAAAAGAAGAGCCUCAUAUCUCUGAUCAUCAACAUCGACUGGCGUUACCAAAUCUGGAAAUCGGGCGUUACGAUCACGGACAACUCCUUCCUGUACUCCCUCUGGUAUUUCACCUUCUCCAUCCUCGGGAACUUUAACAAUUUCUUCUUCGCCGCCCAUUUGCUCGACGUGGCCGUUGGUUUCAAGACCCUGCGUACCAUCCUGCAGUCGGUAACUCACAACGGGAAGCAGCUGGUGCUCACCGUGAUGCUACUGACCAUUAUCGUGUACAUCUACACGGUGAUCGCCUUCAAUUUCUUCAGGAAGUUCUACGUGCAAGAAGAGGACGAGGAGGUCGACAAGAAAUGUCACGAUAUGUUAACGUGCUUUGUUUUCCACCUCUACAAGGGUGUGAGAGCUGGCGGAGGUAUAGGCGACGAAAUCGAGCCGCCAGACGGCGACGACUACGAAGUUUACCGCAUCAUGUUUGACAUCACGUUCUUCUUCUUCGUUAUCGUCAUCUUGUUGGCCAUCAUUCAAGGUUUGAUCAUUGACGCUUUCGGCGAGCUUCGUGAUCAACUCGAGAGCGUCAAGGAGGACAUGGAGUCCAACUGCUUUAUUUGCGGCAUAGGGAAGGACUACUUCGACAAGGUUCCCCAUGGGUUCGAUACUCACGUGCAGCAGGAACAUAACCUUGCGAAUUACAUGUUUUUCCUUAUGCACUUGAUAAACAAACCGGACACAGAAUACACGGGUCAAGAAACGUACGUGUGGAAUAUGUACCAGCAGAGGUGCUGGGACUUCUUCCCCGUGGGAGACUGCUUCCGUAAGCAGUACGAGGACGACGGUGGCAAUUAAAUAUAAGCUUUCAGAAGAACGUAAUUAAUCCGGCCUAUUUGAUAUUUUCGUCUAACGCUCAAAUUUUCUAAGGUUUGUCUUAGGUGUUAGUUUUUCGAUGAAUAUUGGGAUAUCCACACAUGGCAAACAUUUUAAAGCAUUAAGGGUUAGUUGAUAUAUAUAUUUGUUUGUUUGCAUGUCACUGUAAAUAAGCUUAAUGUAAAAACUGUUUUAAACGAGAAUAGCAGUACAAACUUGUUGGAUUUGUCAAGUA
This is a messenger RNA of Anoplophora glabripennis (Asian longhorned beetle), 15680 nucleotides long. It is a transcript of the gene RyR, whose product is annotated as ryanodine receptor. Gene Ontology annotation, biological process: intracellular calcium ion homeostasis; calcium ion transmembrane transport. Gene Ontology annotation, cellular component: Z disc; sarcoplasmic reticulum membrane; calcium channel complex. Bases 104 to 15427 code for a protein of 5107 amino acids. Gene Ontology annotation, molecular function: ryanodine-sensitive calcium-release channel activity; protein binding. Lineage: Eukaryota; Metazoa; Arthropoda; Insecta; Coleoptera; Cerambycidae. The transcript has 65 exons. The record is from RefSeq and is a predicted model, not a curated record.